Molecule: messenger RNA, 612 nt
Organism: Papaver somniferum (opium poppy)
Lineage: Eukaryota; Viridiplantae; Streptophyta; Magnoliopsida; Ranunculales; Papaveraceae
Product: protein NDR1-like
Exons: 3
Coding region: 1-612 (203 amino acids)
Biological process (GO): defense response to other organism
Source: RefSeq, a predicted model, not a curated record
AUGUUUCGCGCAUAUGAACCAGUAUCUGAAGACAUUGUACUGGAAUGGCAGAGCUUCACUGAACUAAACAAUUGUUCUGAGGUUCUACCAUUUAUGCAAGAGCAGUUGUUCACCAGUGGCGGUGAACUUGCUUUGCUCAUGUAUUCACCGCUUAGACCUCGAUGUUCACUCGAAAAGUUUUACAUUCUUGCGCUCAAUAAAGCUUCGAAUCACCCGAAUUCCACAGCCAUAGCGCUGGAGCUCAGUUUCUGGAAUCGAAACAAUGAGAAGAGUAUUUACUACGAUAACCUUAACAUGACUUUGUAUUAUCAUAGCAAGAGCUUAACUUCACCAAUUGGGAAUACAUCUAUUCCACGAUUUUAUCAACAACAUAGCCAUACAAAACAUCAUAUUGAGAUGAUUCAAACUUCUGGGGUACCUUGGAAGGAUGCCAAAAUGAAGGUUUCAAAUGGAAGUGCGGCCGUAUUUCGAGUCUAUUUGACAAUGAAUAUAAGGUAUUCGAAUGGGAUAUGGAAGUCAAGAAGACACGAGCUAAGUUUAGGAGUUAAUGUUACUGUCAAUGAUCAGGGAAUGAAGUCUGUCAACAGUAGCUUGAGGUUGUUGGCUGUCUAA